This is a messenger RNA of Geodia barretti, 1220 nucleotides long. NCBI's taxonomy places the organism in Eukaryota, Metazoa, Porifera, Demospongiae, Tetractinellida, Geodiidae. The record is from the annotation of a GenBank genome assembly.
AGUAGAAGUGCACUAAUUAGAACAGUGCUCGCAUGGCGACGAAGCCGAGCGGACAGAGCUACGAGUACGUGUUGUACGGGAGCGUGUCUCCGGCCAACCACGCGGCGCUGCUCCACAGACUCCGCGGGCUCUGCACAGGAGCAACGACAGGCGGGUCUACCUUCACCGACCGUGAAAUCACGUACAAAAUAGAAGCAGGCGCGGCCAGCUCCAAGGUUAAAGUCAGACAGUCUCUUGAUGCACCAGACGCUCCAUGGUUGCUGGUGUACCAUGGUCAGCUGGAGCUGGGGGACAGCAGCAGAGCAGCUGGAGUGAGAACGGUUGUCUCUGCAGCCUGCAGCCACACCCUCACCGACUGCCUCUCUUAUCUGGGGUUCAUGCCCAUAGGAGAGCUGGUACUGAAAGGCCAGGUAUUCAGGAAGGGAGGGGUUAAGGUUUUGGUCUUCACAAUGUAUCAGCCCAGCGAUGUGACAGACCUGGACUCCAUCCAGCCGUUCUCUCAGAACUAUCUUGUGGAGCUGACUGCCUUUGCAUCGUCCAGUCAGGACAGAGCCAUCGACGAACUCAGGAACUUUGCCGAGUACCUCAAACCGUAUCCUACUCUACCAGACGUACUAAAAAUGUCCAAUCCACCACUUUGGAGGGAGAGCGAGUGUGUCUUGGUGGUUGCUGUUACUCUAUAGUCUGAAAGAUUGAAAUACAAAAUUCUCUCGUUGCAACUGCAUUUUCACUAGUGAUUUUACAUUUUUGGUGAAUCAAUCCUGUAUUGUCUCUGUGUCAGAUAUUCUGUUUUCCCUCUCUCGCCCCUCGUCUCUGUCUCAUUUCCUCCCCUCCCUGGCAUUCCCACACACCAUGGUUCCCACACACCAUGGUUCCCAACUCUAAGAAUUCACAUUUGUGGUAACUUGGUGGGUGUCUCAGCCAAGAUUCUCUGUGUACCAACUGAGGCUAGUGGCUAUUGUCUGUCUCAUUACGACCCUAUUCACACUUUCUACCACAGGCUUUCAUACCCCACAUCUCUGCUUACUCCGCAGCGUCACACACCGUCACACCCCAUGGCAUGUUACUCUCAAAGGUUGCAAAUAUAAUUUCACUUGAUAAUGUCUCAUCGUCGCCAUACAACAUCGUCCCACAUACAGUAUACAAAGUUCCAUGUGGAGAAAAAUUUUGUAGACGGAUCUAAAUUUUUGAGUAUUUUUCCACACUUGAAAGUUUCGCCU